AUGGUACGGUCUGUAGGGACUUUCACUAACCAAGUGAUGGUCUUUGCUGAUGACGAAGCUACCCAACUUCUACAUCCACACCAUGAUGCUUUGGUGCUUACGCUUCAGGUUGCAAACAUUAAUCUGAAGCAAAUCUUGAUUGACAACAGAAGUUCAGCCAAUGUAUUGUUUUUGGCUGCUUAUAAAAGGAUGGGUCUGGAUGAGACUUUGAUACUGCGGAAGUCGACAGCAAUGAUUGGGUUUAAUGGCAAGGUGAGCCAUUCAUUGGAUGAAGUUGUGUUGCCCAUUUAUGCCCCAGGAUUGAACAAGCAGACCAGGUUCUCCAUUGUGGAUUCACCUUAUACUUAUAAUGCCAUUUUGGGACGCCCUUGGUUGCAUGCCAUAAAGGCCGUACCCUAUACUUAUCACCAAGUCCUACGCUACCCCACCAAUGGUGGUGUUAGGGAAAUCUUGGGGGAUCAACACUCUUCUAGGAGUUGCUACUAA
Messenger RNA from Tripterygium wilfordii, 486 nucleotides. RefSeq lists its product as uncharacterized. The transcript has a single exon. The coding region runs from base 1 to 486 and encodes 161 amino acids. Lineage: Eukaryota; Viridiplantae; Streptophyta; Magnoliopsida; Celastrales; Celastraceae. The record is from RefSeq and is a predicted model, not a curated record.